Messenger RNA from Humulus lupulus (European hop), 4500 nucleotides. RefSeq lists its product as uncharacterized. The record is from RefSeq and is a predicted model, not a curated record. Lineage: Eukaryota; Viridiplantae; Streptophyta; Magnoliopsida; Rosales; Cannabaceae. The coding region runs from base 1 to 4500 and encodes 1499 amino acids. The transcript is spliced from 3 exons.
AUGGCAGGGAGAGGUAGAAAAUGCAAUACGGUGACCAAAAAAAGCACGGCAACGCCAGCGAAAGGAGCGGCAACUCAGAAGAAAGGUCCGACAUCCUCUGAUGUUGGAAAAAAAUCGAAGUCCAUGGAUGAAUUACUGGGCAUCGAGGCAGCUGAGUUCUCCGAUGAUCCAGAGGAACUUAUUCUCGAUUCUCAGGAGACUGAAAAGUCGGAGCUUGGUGGUGAGGACCCUGUUCAGAAGGUUGAUCCGGAGGCUGAUCAAGGUACAAGAACUGUCCGUAUAAAUGAAGCAGACAUAGAAGAUGAGGUAAAUUUCUGGAACUCAUCGGUGGUUUGUUGGGUUUUAGGUGCUAAUCCGCCUAUUCAAGUUAUGGAGGGCUUCUUCAGACGUGUUUGGAAGAACUUAGGAGUUGAUAAGGUUGGCUUACUGAAACAUGGGCUAUAUAUUGUUCGAUUUACAUCUAUGGAAAGUAGAGAUAAUGUACUCGCCAGGGGUUAUCAAUUCUUUGAUAAAAAGCCUUUGAUGAUAAAAGCUUGGGACUUAAAUGUCUGUUUUCUAAAAGAAGAUAUUCGUUUUGUGCCAGUUUGGCUUCCAGUUCAUAAUCUGGAUUUAAAGUAUUGGGGCACUCAUUCCUUGUUUAAGAUCAUCAAUCAAUUGGGCCAACCUAUCAGAGAAGAUACGACCACAAAAAACAGGGAUCGUCUGCAAUUUUCUCGUGUGUUGGUGGAAGUUAAGGUUUCUCAAACUUUCCCCUCAUUCAUUCAGUUUGUUAAUGAAAAAGAUGAAGAGGUCAGACUGGAAAUUCAUUAUGAAUGGAAACCAUCAGUGUGUUCCUUAUGUAAAAGUAUGGGUCAUGAAGAUUCGGAGUGCCGUAAGCAUAAGCAAUCUAAAAUCCCGGAGAAAACCGCACCUGUGUGGCAGCCUAAGUCCCUGGAUGUUUCUCCUGAGCAUGGGGAUUUAGAUGGUCAGAAGUCAAAUGCUAAAGAGAACUCUGUAGUUGCUCAGGUGAAGUCUAAUACAGUAACUGAAGGUUUUCAGCCAGCGUCUAAAAUUAGCCAAGUCUAUUCUAUGCCAGAUCUGUCUGUUAAGAUUGGCAAUUCGUUUGAUAUGCUGAAAGAUAAUGUGGAGGCUCUCAAGUUUGGUCAAAUUCUGUGUGAUAUGAGUACUAAUACAGUGGGAGGGGGAGUUCCUCCAGUUGUUGGUCUGGUUUGUUUACUGGAGACUAAAUUGAAAGGUCCUCGUCUUGGGCACAUGUAUAUGUCUUUAUUUCAGGGGUGGUGCAUAACUUCUAAUCUAGCUGCUCAUUCUGGGGGCAGAAUUGUUUUAACUUGGAGACAUGAGUCUUUUGUCCUAUCUGUUUUGGAUUGCACAGCUCAAAGUAUUCAUUGUUUUCUUCAGCCGAAAAGGAGUACUGGAUUUCAUAUCACAUUUGUGUAUGCUUUCAAUAGCUCUAUUGAGAGAAGACAGUUAUGGGACUGCUUGAAGAUUUAUAAAGGAAAUAUAUCUGGAGCUUGGGUGAUGAUGGGAGAUUUUAAUGCUACUUUAAAUGGUGACGAAAGAAUUUCUGUGAGAGGUCAUAAAGUAGGCUGUUAUGAUUUCAAAUCUUGCUUGGAGUUUUGUGAGGUUAGAGUUAUCAAAUGUUCUGGAAAUUUUUUCACUUGGAAUAAUAAGAAAAACGGGGAUGAGAGAAUCUAUGCCAAGUUGGAUAGAGUGCUGGCAAAUUCUGAUUGGGUGUCCUCUUACCCAACAGCUGAAGCUGUUUUUUUGCCUGAAGGAGAUUUUGAUCAUAGUCCGAUUCUGUUAUCUGUUUUUCAGGAGGUGGCGGGCGGAAAAAAACCUUUUCGUUAUUUUGAUAUGUGGAGUACUGCCCCUAGUUAUCGAGAAAGGGUUAUUAAUAGCUGGAGUCAGAUGGUUUAUGGCACCCCUAUGUUUACAGUUGUUCAAAAGCUGAAGUGCUUAAAAUUUAUUUUUAAGGAAAUGAAUCGUGAGCAUUUUGGAGACCUCCCAGCGCAAGUAGUAUGUUCCAAACUUCAUAUGCUUGACCUUCAAGGAGCUCUUCAAUUGGAUCCUUUGAACAUAAGAUUAAUUAAUGAAGAGGUUGCUGCUCGGACCAGUUUUAGAAAGUGUCAGGAUAGUUAUUUGGCCUUUUUGAAGCAAAAAGCUAAAAUUAAUUGGCUUAAGGAAGGAGAUGAUAAUACUAGUUUGUUUCAUCAAAGCCUAAAGCAAAGGAGAUCAACCAAUACUGUUUUUGCUGUACAGGAUAUGCAUGGCCAAUGGGUGGAUACUAAAGAUGGAGUCUCAAAAGCUUUCCUUUCUUUUUAUCAGAAGUUGUUGGGCUCUCGUUUGCAUAACAGGAGGAAGGUUUCUCAAUCUAUAGUUAAUUUGGGCCCUUUAGUUUCUUCAGAACAGCAGCAACAACUUCUUCUGGAUUUUACAUAUGAAGAUGUUAAAAGAGCUAUAUUUUCUAUUCCGAAUCAUAAAGCUCCGGGUCCGGAUGGUUAUGGGAGUGGUUUCUACAAGACUAAUUGGGAAAUUGUUGGGGAGGAAGUUAGUAGGGUAGUCAUUUCUUUCCUUCACUCGGGUCAUUUGCUCAAGGAGAUCAACAACACUACUAUCACGCUUAUUCCUAAAACUCAAUGUCCUUCAUCUGUUAAUGACUUUCGGCCUAUCUCUUGUUGUAACGUUUUGUAUAAGGCAGCUGCUAAGUUGAUUGGUGAACGUCUGAGGUGUAUUCUGCCUGACUUAAUUGCUCAGAACCAGGGAGGUUUUAUUCAUGGGAGGCUAAUUGCUCAUAAUAUCAUGAUUUUCCAGGACUUAGUUCGUCAUUAUGGCAGGAAGACUAAGCAUCCUAGCUGCAUGUUUAAAGUGGAUUUGCGGAAGGCGUAUGAUACAGUUGAUUGGGAUUUUUUACAGGAAAUGUUGCUGGCCCUGAAUUUCCCUGCUAAAUUUGUUAGCCUGAUUAUGACGUGUGUGCGCACUCCUCGGUACUCUCUGUUAUUAGGUGGUUCCAUCCAUGGUUUUUUUGAGGCUAAGCGCGGGUUAAGACAGGGAGACCCUCUGUCUCCUCUUCUUUUUGUCAUUUGUAUGGAAUAUUUAUCCCGCAUUUUAGCUAAAGUUUCUUGUAAGCAUGACUUUCAUUUCCACCACAGAUGUACAGAUCUCAAGCUUACUCACUUGUGUUUCGCGGACGAUGUCAUUCUGUUUUGUAGAGGUGAUAUCAUUUCAAUCUUGCGCCUGCUUCAAGGUUUUAAGCGUUUUUCUGUGUCUUCUGAUUUGCAAGCGAAUGAGACCAAAUCGACCUUUUAUUGUCAUGGUAUGACUGAAGAGGAUGCGAUGCGUAUUCAUCUUGCGUCGGGGUUCAGUAAAAGCCAGCUCCCAUUUCGUUAUCUUGGUAUUCCUAUCUACUCUAAACAUCUCAGUAUGGCUGAUUGCUCUGUUUUGGCUGAGAAGAUGGUGCAUAAAAUUCAAAUUUGGAGUUCUCAGCACUUAUCUCUUGCAGGUAUAUUGACUCUUGUGAAUGCUAUUUUGUUGUCUAUUCAAACUUACUGGGCUCAAGUUAUGAUCCUCCUAAGGGCUCUUCUCGAGAAAAUUGUUCAAAUCUGUCGAAAUUUUCUGUGGCAUGGGUCUGCUGAGUUCCUUGGUCCUGGUUCUGUAGCUUGGGAUACAAUUUGUAAGAGGAGGAUAGAUGGAGGUCUGGGUGUGAAGGAUAUUUUUUUAUGGAACUUAGCUGCUAUGGGGAAGCAUGUUUGGCAUAUUUCCAUGAAUAAAGAGAGCCUUUGGGUGAAAUGGAUCCAUGUUGUUUAUCUCGAGGGCCUUGAGUGGUGGGAUUACUCAGCUACAGCUGAUAGUAGCUGGUAUUGGAGGCAGGUGGUGAGAGUAAAAGACCUCAUAAAAAGUUUUCUGUCCAAGAACAGUUUCGAGCAAUCUCAUUUCUCUAUUGCUGAUCUUUAUAAUGUUCUAAAUCAUAAGCAGCAAACCAGAUUUUGCUAUGAUGCAAUUUGGCUCAGGGGUAUUUUUCCUAAACAUAGAUUUUUCAUGUGGCCCUAUCUGUUUAGGAGAUUGAAAACCAAAGAUCGUCUCCAAAAGUUUGGUUUGGGUAUUGAUUCUCUGUGCUCCAUUUGUGGUUUGAAGGAAGAAUCUCAUAAUCAUCUGUUCUUUGAUUGUUGGUUUAGCUCCCAUUGCGUUCAAACCAUUCUGUUUUGGCUGUCUCUUAAGACUCGGCAUUGUUCAGUAGAAGGCAUAUACAAGUGGAUCAAAAGAAGCAAGCUUAGCAGAUUCAGGAAAUUAGUCUAUUGGUCUAUUCUAGCUAGCCUUGUUUAUCAUAUUUGGAAAGUUAGAAAUUUAGCUUAUUGGGAGGGUUUAGUUUGGUCUGUUCAGCAUACCAUAUACUUGACUAAAAAGAUUGUUUAUAAUAGGAUUUUUUCUUCUUGUUUAGCAGGGGUUAAAGCUGUUGAUUUAGAUUGGUUUCUUAGUUUGUUUGAAAAUGUAACCUUGCUCUGA